Molecule: messenger RNA, 3162 nt
Organism: Pelodiscus sinensis (Chinese soft-shelled turtle)
Lineage: Eukaryota; Metazoa; Chordata; Testudines; Trionychidae
Source: RefSeq, a predicted model, not a curated record
UAACAGACAACACUCCAACAGUUUAAGGAACCAAAUAACAUUAACAGGUUCUCUUUUCAUCGAGCAGCAUCCGCACCCUGCCUCCGAGGCAAGCGAGGACUCAUUGUUUCCAUUUCUGAGAGGGGGAAGUAACUGCCAAGGGAAUAAUGUAAUCUAUGAAAAGACCAUAAGAAAAUAUGAGUUGCUAAAUCCUGAACAGGAGAAACAAUACCAGUUUUCUAACCAGUCCCAGCUUAGCCAUCAGUGCCAGCAGUCUGAACAGUGCCAUACCAAUCAUCAAUGCCAGCAGUCUGAACAGUGGCAUGCUAUCCAUCAGUGCCAGCAGUCUGAACAGUGCAAUGACAUCCAUCAGUGCCAGCAAAGACAAACUUGCAGUCCCUGCGAAAUAAGCUCAAUCUCUGUGACUGAUGGUGGAAGAGGAAUGAACACAGUGAGGAGGGUAACAGUCCAUAGCGCUGAACCAACACACUCUCUUCAAGAAGCUAAUGACCAGCUGGACUCCAAAUAUUUUGGCGAGCUACUUGCUGAAGUGAACCGCAAGAGCAAUGACCUAUACAGCUCUUUACUGCAACAUGUGGAAAAGAUAGGAAGAAGGACGCAAGACAUUGAAUCUACAAAUCAAGAAGAAGAUAUUGAAGAUUUGAUUCCCAAAGGACUUUCGGAGUUGACAAAGCAGCAAAUUCGAUAUCUCCUGCAGAUGAGAGUGACAUCUGAUAAAUCACUGCGACUUGUACUUUCUACUUUUGGCAGUUUGCGUGAGGAGCUGUGCCACCUACAAGAUGACUUGGGGAAAUUGGAAACCGACAAGAUGUUACUAGAGAAAGACCUGGCUUUUAAAAAAUCUCAGGUGAAGGAGUAUGAAACACUCUUCGCGUCUAUGAGAGAGAAUAAUCGCCAGCAGCAGAAAGAACUCCGAGAUAGUGCUGCAAAAUGUCGUUCAUUGGAAGAAAAGAUCUUCUCUCUCCAAUAUGCUGAGGGAGAGAAGGAGUGCCGGAUAAAAGAGCUGGAGUACUGCAAGCGUGCGCAGGAACAAGAUAUCCAGAACCUGAGAAUGCAGACCUGUUCUAAUCCAGUGCUACAAGCCACCACAGAUGAGCUUUCUAGUCGUUACGUGGAGAUGAUUAACAACUUGAGAGAGGAUAAAGAUAGAGAGAUCCGUAAUCUUAGGUCCCAGAUAAACCAGUUCCAGCAAGAUAUUUCAAGAAGAGAUGGAUGUAACAGUGACAUCCAUAUAAGGCUGCAUGAACUGACUUCAAUGUUGGAAGAAAAGGAGACUUUUAUUAAACAGCAGCAAGAGGAACUCUUCAGGUUGAAGCAAGAAAGAUUCUCAUCUGAUCAAUCCACAGCUGUAACAAAGUCUAUCAUCACCAAAAAGUACAUAAACCAAUAUCCAAUCCUUGGUCUCCUGUCUGAUGACUUCUUGAUGACAUCAUCAAUUAGACAAACAGACUAUUGAGGAAACUGAAGCAAUGUAGAAAAACAUGAGUGAACAGAUUCAGUGAAGGUCCCAGCUGCUCAAAAAAGCUCACCAAAUUACUGUAUUAUUGCUUUACUUUCUCAUCAUUAAAAGGUUCAGUCUAAUAUUUAGAACCAGCUUUUCCCUGAACUUCUAUCGAAGUGUGUGUGUUAAAAGAGACAUGCAGUGGAAAAUAAUGGAUUGUGAAAAGCAGUGGCUGACUUUACUUAAAGCAAGCAAUUAACUUUAUCUGAUGAACAUGCAUUUUUCAUAGUCUGCUUAUUACAACCACUGUCUCAUUUUCGUAACACAAUACCCAGCAUUACAUGCAGUUAAAUCUCCUACAUUCUCUAUGGAGAUGAAAAGCAACUGGCCGAAUCAUUUAUGAAGUUCAGUCCUUUCAGACCACACUAUGUAAAGCAAUAAUUUCCAUUCCUGUUACGUAUUGCAUACUAAGAAGAGUGGACCAACCUUUCUUCCCCUAUUUAGUUUGCAUAUGGCAUAUUGGCUUUUUCUCUGCAUGCAUGGUAAAUAAUACCAGUUAUGAAAAGUAGAAGGCAAAAUUACAUUGAUUACAAAUGAUGUGGCAAAGUUUGAUAUAUGCCUCUGUGGUAAGCCUAUUCGCAUAUCUUGCAAAGGUAUGUUCAUGAUGUUCAUACCCCAAAAAUGGAUAUUUUUAUGAUACACUUAAGUGUUUACAAGAUUUUCUAGCUGUAGAAACUGGUAUCGCUAUUUUAAAGUGUGUUACUUUACUACUUCACAGAACUCACAUUGGUUCCAGUAGUGCACUUACGUUUUCUCAUCUGUCCAUACUGAGAUCAAAUGCUAAGUGCAGCCAUGAGAGGUGUAUCUAGAACUUAUGGAGAAUACAUUUAAAAAAAAAUGCAUACAGAAAACAAACUGGUAUGUUUGCAAGAUUAUCUCAAAAAUGCAUGAAAAAUUCUAAAGAAAAAGUUACCUUUCUGAAAACACAACAUUUUUCUACAUAAAUUAACCAAAAUGCUUUAACCUGGGAGCAAUUCCAUGCCAGAUAAUUUCUGUUAUCCAGCUCCUCACUGUUGGGCCACAAGUGGUGAAUGCUAGUUUACAGGAUUAUAUUGCCAGAUUAGCAGAUAUAUUUUACAAAAAACAUCUAUAAACUUUUAAAUUUAAGGCAACUAAGUUUUUAAAAAGUGCACUUGAGAUCAUAUGAAUAGGUUUUUGACUGAACGUUUAUAAACUGAAAAACAGUUGCAACUAUCCAUACCAUGGCAUAGUUUAAGAUCCUUGAAAUUUACUUGUAAAUCAAAAUUUCAAGGAUGUGGUGUAGAGAUUCUAUUAUAGUGGGAAAAGUAGAAUGAAAAUAGUGCUUGGGUCUAUCUAUAUUCUCUGUUGUUAAGGGAGCAAAAUUGCUAUUUGAUUCAGGACCACAGAAUGUGUUCCAGUGAUUUUGGUAUAAGUAAUAUAAUGGAGUGGGGUUUGAAAGAAAUACAUAGAUACCGGGAAGAGAGGAAUUAAGGGAUCUAUAAUACUUAAAUAGGUGCGAGUUUUUCGUUGCUUUUGUAAAGGUUUUCUUUUCUAUAUUUCUGCAAACUAAUUGUUAUAUUAUAGGCAGUUGGAAUUCAUUUUAUAUCCACACAGAUGGUCAAUAUGUGUGUUGGUGAGAGCACUUGUGAGCUAUGGAUGAGAACAGCUGUGAAAUAAACAUCUGUCUAUUAAUAAGUGUG